Molecule: messenger RNA, 253 nt
Organism: Sphaeroforma arctica JP610
Lineage: Eukaryota; Ichthyosporea; Ichthyophonida
Exons: 2
Molecular function (GO): ATP-dependent chromatin remodeler activity; ATP binding
Source: RefSeq, a predicted model, not a curated record
CCAUUCACCAAGUGCGGAGAGCGUAAGACAACGCUGAUUAUCUGCCCAGCAUCAGUAGUCAACAACUGGCAGACCCAACUGGCCACCCACAUACAUCCCAGUAUAGUCAAACGUCUCAAGGUGUACACGUACCACGGGAACGAUCGCAUGCGUGAUGUGGAGAACCUCAAACGAUUCGAUAUCAUCAUCACUACCUACGCCACACUGGCAGCAGAUCUCAAACACCUUCCAGAUGCACAGGAUGGCCGUACAU